UCUCUGCCUCCUUUUCCGCCUCAAGCUCACUAUCUUCUUCUCUACCUUCUUUGCUCUAGUUGGACUCUACUGGAUCUUUCUCUCCUACCUUCUCAUCUUCACCCUAUCUUCCUAUCUUAAAUUCUAUACACCUCUCUCUUCAAUGGAAGCCGAAUUACUGUGUUCUUUAUGGACAUAAGUUAUUAUUUUCUCUCUAAACUGGCCUUAUUUUUAUUCUCUUUUUAUCUCUCUCUCUUUCCGUUUGUCCAUGCUCACAUCUUUUUCACCCGCUUCAUGCACUGACAUCCUACUGCAAUUCUCCGACGGCGCCCAUCUCCACUCCCUCCUCUCUUUCUCCCCCCUGAGGUGAGAUAGGAAGGAGGGAGCCGCCCAUCCCUCAAACCACAAUCUGUGGAGAUAGAGAGUGGAGGACACAGCUGCGAGCAGAUUUGUUGAAGAAGGUGGAGAGGAGAGGAACAAUAGAGAUAUUUAAAGACAUUCAGCAUCAGCAGCAAGAAGGGUCCCAGUACGGGGGAACGACUUCGGAAAUGGUUCCAUUCUCGCCCUCCGCCGUCGACUCCGGGGGGCACCUGCUAGGGCCUCCCGGUCCCGACCCAGUUCUGCAGCCGCCGUUGGCCGCAUCAGCGUCGCCCAGCUGCAGCCGGUCCCUGCCGCGUCGGAUCGUGGAUUUCGAGGAACUAGCACCCGCCGUGGUCGGGAAUUUCCCGGACGAGGACGCCGACAAGAGUGGUGGCACGACGGGGAACCGGUGGCUGCGGCAGGAGACGCUCGCACUGCUCAAGAUCCGCUCCGAGAUGGACGCCUCCUUCCGGGAAGCCACAUUCAAGGGCCCUCUCUGGGAGGAGGUCUCCAGGAAACUGGCGGAGUUGGGCUACAAGCGGAGGGCCAAGAAGUGCAAGGAAAAGUUCGAGAACGUGCACAAGUACUACAAGCGCACCAAGGAAGGCCGGGCCGGCCGACAUGACGGCAAGAGCUACCGCUUCUUUAGCCAGCUUGAUGCCCUCUACAGUGGCAGCAUCAGCGGUGGCGGUGGCGCCACCACCUCAGCAGGCUUCAGCUCCUCUGCUCCCUCCGUCGUCACAAUUUCACCUCCCUUCGGCGCUGGCAUGGUCGGCUCACCAGUCAGUAGAGCCCAGCCUAUCUCAGCGGUGGCCCCACCGACGAUGGCGAUGCCAACCAGGGCGGUCGUCCCCGAUCUAACCCUUCCCGGUGGCCCGCAGGGAGUCUCGAGCUCCGGCGCCGCUGCCGCCGCCGGGAUAACCUUCUCGUCGAGUUCUUUCUCUUCCUCAUCGUCAUCAGAGUCUGAUGACGAGGAAACCGGAGCGGCUGGUGAGAGUCCGGAAGGGAGGAAGCGGAAGAACGGCAGGGGAUCGGGAACAAGCCGGAAGAUGAUGGCCUUCUUCGAUAGGCUGAUGAAACAGGUGAUGGAACGGCAGGAUGCUAUGCAGCAGAGGUUUCUAGAGGCCAUCGAGAAGAGAGAGCAGGACAGGACGAUCCGAGAAGAGGCAUGGCGGCGGCAGGAGAUGGGGCGGCUCAACCGGGAGCAGGAGCUUUUAGUUCAGGAGCGCGCCUUGGCCGCCUCCCGAGACAACGCCACAAUCUCCUACCUUCAGAAAAUAAACAGCCACACCAUCUCCACACCUACCAUGCCUUCCAACGCACCGCUUCCGCCACAGCAGCCGUUUUAUUCUCCGCCGGCGCCACCAGCAGCAACUCAGCAACAAUCACAACCCCCGACAGCUCCGCAGCAGCAGCAGCAGAGAUCACCCACACUGCCACGGCCGCCCCAGCAGCAGCAUGAGGUUCGGCAACACCACCAAACCAGCGAGGUCGUUUGGCGCCAGUCUUCCUCAGCGUCGGAGAUUGUUCCCAGUCUGGAGCCUCAAGAGGCUGUUGGUGUUGGGAGACUCGAGCCCGUGUCAUCCUCCCGGUGGCUAAGGGCGGAGGUACAUGCAUUGAUUAACCUCCGCACUGGGCUCGAGUCAAAGUACCAGGAGGCCGGGACGAACGGAACAACACUAAGGGAGGAAAUCUCAGCCGGAAUGCAGCGGCUCGGCUAUAUCCGGAGUGCUAAAAGGUGCAAGGAAAAGUGGGAGAACAUCAACAAGUACUUCAAGAAGGUGAAGGAGAGCAACAAGAAGCGGCCGGAGGAUGCCAAGACCUGCCCUUACUUCCACCAAUUGGAUGCCCUUUACCGCAAAAAGCUCCUUGGCAGCGGCAUCGCCGGCGUUGGAAACAGCAGUGGUACCGGCAACACUGUGGGAAUUCAACGACAACAAGGCCGAGAAACCGAUCGCGCUUCCAAUCAACAGCAGAGUGAUGCACCAACAAUCUUGCCACGUCAACAGGCACCUCUGUUAGAGCUAGCCCCAGGAUAUUUACCAAAGGAUAAUUUUGGCAACACAACAAAGACAAUAAAGCGGAAAGAAUAAAGCGACAAGAACAAACAAAACACCAGAACACCAGAUAUACGUGGUUCGGUCAAUUGACUUUGACCUACAUCCACGGAAGAAAGAGGAGCAAAUUACUACUAUAAAAGAGGGACACUUACAAAUGCCUUAGGAAAUGUUCCUAGGCCAUAAAACACCUUCAGCUUCCUAAACAAGAAGACUUCAAACCAUAAGCAGGUUUUCUUGUGAUGCCUGCUGUACUUCUUGUGGUGUCUGUGGUACUUCUCGUGGUGUGUCUAACAUCAAAGCUCAGGCCCUUAUUUAUAGUUCCAAGACGAGACAACAAGUCUGAUUUUCCCGAUGUGGGACUAUGGGACUUGCCAAACUAACAAAUCUCCACCUUGGCAUGUCCCAACAAAACUUGCUCCACCUUCUUCACAAAAGCCCCAACGGGCAAUCACCAACAAUGAACACCAACCAAGUCCAAGCACUGCUUGAACUUGUAAAUCGGAAGAGGCUUCGUAAACAUAUCAACUGGAUUGUCC
Messenger RNA from Musa acuminata AAA Group (dessert banana), 2935 nucleotides. RefSeq names its product trihelix transcription factor GTL1-like. NCBI's taxonomy places the organism in Eukaryota, Viridiplantae, Streptophyta, Magnoliopsida, Zingiberales, Musaceae. The record is from RefSeq and is a predicted model, not a curated record. Bases 528 to 2432 code for a protein of 634 amino acids. The transcript is spliced from 2 exons.